Molecule: messenger RNA, 243 nt
Organism: Entrophospora candida
Lineage: Eukaryota; Fungi; Glomeromycota; Glomeromycetes; Entrophosporales; Entrophosporaceae
Source: the annotation of a GenBank genome assembly
AUGGCAGCGCAUGAAGAAAAAAUUAAACAAGGAGUAGAACGUGCUAGUAAUAAAUUAGAUGAGGCGAAGAAGAAUUUGGAAGAAUUUAUGAAGGAGGAGAACUUGAUGAAGUUUAAAAGGAUUUUGGGGAUGGGAUCUUUAAUGAAAGAAAAAGAGAAGUUGGAGGCAGCGGUGAAGAAGUGGAGAGAUCAGGUGAUAAAGCCGCAAGAUAAGUUGGUUGAAUUUAAAGGAGAAAAAGCUUGA